CCCUUCCUGGGAAGAGUGAGGUUGUAUAUCUUACAAAAAAGUAUUAGAUUUCAUUUCUAGAUACUGGACUCCAAAUGAUAAGGUCCAAAACUAUUACAAGAAGAUCUUUGUUUACCCCAAGGAACUUAUUUUCUUGAGAAAAUGCCGACAACACAGAAAACAUUGAUGUUCUUGUCCAGCUUUGUCACAAGUCUUGGAUCUGUUGUCGUAAUUUGCUCGAUUCUCGGCACUCAAGAAUGGAUCACCAGUACACUUGCUAUCAUGAAUUCUUUUUCCAACGGCAGUGUUAUCAUCACUUAUGGUCUUUUUCGUGGUAAGAGUACUCAAGAAUUGCUUCAAGGACUUCCUGAACUAGACAAAGAUUUUGAAGUUUUAGGGAUAUUGAACAAUUCUUCCCCCAGAUCUCUGCAAUUGGUGACUGUCCUGUUCCUGGUGCUCGGCUUGCUCACUUCACUGCUGAGUUCAGGGUUUACCUUCUACAACAGCAUCAGCAACCCCUACCAGACGUUCCUGGGCCCAGUGGGUGUGUACACCUGGAAUGGAAUCAGCGCAUUCUCCACUUUCCUGACAAUGGUACUAUUUGUGGGGAACACGCAGUCCAACCGACUUUCUCAAGAAUUGUCCCUGAAGCUUUAUCCAACAAUCACAAUCAGCAGAACGACCCACAGUUACGGAUACUCAUUUUGGCUCCUACUACUCAUCAUUCUUCUAAACAUAGUCACUGUGAUCAUCAUCUUUUUCUACCAGAAAGCCAGAUACCAGCAGAAGCAGGAGGAGAGAAAGCCAGUGGAAUAUGCUCCCAGGGAUGGAAUUUUAUUCUGAGCUUCAUUUUAUGUCCUUUUGUCAUUGUGUCUGUUCCAUUUCACAUCAGCUCCUCAAGCAGGAACUUGUUGACUUCUAUGACCAUCAGUGGUAAAGUGACUGUCAUUUGUGGUAGCUUUUAUAUCCCAUGACACUGUGUUGCUCAUGGGUAUUGUCCCCUUGGUGUUUCCCCACAAGAGUGGGGGAGAUGAGUGGAAAAAGUGUUGUCUGUCUAGGUAGUGUUCAAAGUAGUAGAAUGAUGAUGAGCCUGGCGAUCUCUCCAACCUGGUCUCAUCUGAAAUAAUAAAGGUUUGCAAUUCA
This is a messenger RNA of Chinchilla lanigera (long-tailed chinchilla), 1122 nucleotides long. RefSeq names its product clarin 3 (gene Clrn3). NCBI's taxonomy places the organism in Eukaryota, Metazoa, Chordata, Mammalia, Rodentia, Chinchillidae. The record is from RefSeq and is a predicted model, not a curated record. Bases 142 to 822 code for a protein of 226 amino acids. The transcript has 3 exons.